AUGCAACCUGCUCCAGCCCUCAGUCAACCCUGGAAGGAGUGGUAUAAACCCUCAAACGGUCCCCUCGGUGAGAGGAUGGUGAUCCCAUACAUGGCGGCUGGAAACGGAGGUGGAAGUGGAGCUCUCCCGAGGGCCCCAGCCAAGCCUCAGCCUGUCCCCAAGGAGGAUAAGGAGUAG
Molecule: messenger RNA, 177 nt
Organism: Chaetomium globosum CBS 148.51
Lineage: Eukaryota; Fungi; Ascomycota; Sordariomycetes; Sordariales; Chaetomiaceae
Exons: 2
Coding region: 1-177 (58 amino acids)
Source: RefSeq, a predicted model, not a curated record